Messenger RNA from Penicillium verrucosum, 2910 nucleotides. RefSeq names its product putative PHD finger domain protein. The coding region runs from base 1 to 2910 and encodes 969 amino acids. Gene Ontology annotation, biological process: regulation of transcription by RNA polymerase II. The transcript is spliced from 5 exons. The record is from RefSeq and is a predicted model, not a curated record. Lineage: Eukaryota; Fungi; Ascomycota; Eurotiomycetes; Eurotiales; Aspergillaceae. Gene Ontology annotation, cellular component: Rpd3S complex.
AUGGGUGAGAAGGAGAUAUUGCAUCCUUCAGCCGAAGCUGAGAAAGCUGCCAAGGAGCAGCAAGAUGCUGCAGCAGCUGCAGCUGCUACAGAGUACGUUGACACCAAGAAGUUAGGGCAUGGAGCGCGUGGCACUAACCUUACCAGGCCCCUUCCGCCUGCCCCUACGGGGUCCACUCAGUCCGAACGCAAACCCGCGCAACGACGGAAGCUUCAGAAGAAGCCCCCGGGCCCUUCGAAGCCCACCCCCCAGUAUCGGACAAUGAGAGCGCUCGGGGAUUACCCAUCGACUGCGGAGUACCGAGCUGCUGGUGUGACUCCUCCAUCUGAACGGGCCGACCCCGUCGCGACCGUGCCGACCAACAUCCCGCGCGACGAAACUGAGCGCCUUUCCCCCCUUGGCGGGUUUGAGAACCUGGCGGCCGAUAAGAGUCAGGUUGAGGCCUUUGAGUCGGAGGCAUUUGCCUCGAUCUCCAGCGGAAGCCAAAGCCUGGCCGAUGAGGCCAUUCGCACCAUUACCACCCCGGCCGAUGCGGCCACUCCUACCCUCCCGAGCGCGGACGAUACCAACAAGUACGUCACGGCGCUGAUGUCUCUUCCUUUGCACCCUUCCGACAAAUAUGAUGUUGCCAAACUCCGGAACCUCAUUAAGCAUGCCAUAAUCCACGCAACUGAGAACGGCAACGAGCCAGGUGCCACGGCCCUUCUUUACUUCUGGUCCAAUGCUGUGGAUGAUGAAUUCCAACUCUCUUUGGUCGCCAACAUCGCCAAACUCGAUGAGGCAGACGAGAAAAUGCGACUUGCGCUCCAAUCAAUGAUCAACAAUUCUAUUAAAGAUGCCCAGAAGUGCGAAUCAAGCCUCCCACCUGCCAAUUCUGUUGAUGCAGAGCCCAGCUUCAAGAUCUCCGAUAUCUAUCGCGACACAAGUGGUCCUCGUGUUGAAGAAAACUUCCUGAGUGGUAAAUCGAACACCGCUCCGCUGAAAAGACCCAAGAAGCCAUGCCCGGUCAACGAGAAUGCUUACAGACGUAAACGCAAGUUGGAGAUGGACCCUGAUCACGAAGAAAAUAUGCGAUCCGUACGUGCUCGUCUUGAAAAAGAAUCUUUCGUCGACAUCGCAGUCCGGUACAGCAACAUUCGUACUCCAAUUGGCCCACCAGACGGCAUGCAACAUCCUUACAACAAAGACAACAUUGACACAGGAAUCGAAGGGGAUAUUGCAGCGAUCAAUGAAGUGAUGCAUCGUACACGUCACCUCCCUCCCCCAGGUUCUAUCCUCGAUCUACCUCUUGUCAAGGGUCCGGAGCCCGAGGCUCCAUCUGUUUAUUCACCAUCUGCUUCGCUUAUCGGUCGCAAGACUGGCAAGCCCGUCUCACGACGUCAGAAAGACAAGGCCAAGGCCCCUGAGAUCCCACAGCGCGCACGGUCGCUCUCUGUUGACACCACGGUCUCAAGUCUUUCUUCGCUCUCAAAUUCUGCUUACUCAGUUCGAUUCAACGACUGGACUGGCGAUCACGAAGCACGCCAGAUGCCGAAUUCUAUUGCACCCCCCGACAACAGCGAUGAUUGCCACCAGUGUGGAAAAGGUGGCGAUCUACUCUGCUGCGACACAUGCGUCAACUCAUACCACUUCGAAUGCUUGGAUCCUCCCUUGGAUCCCAAGAAUCCUCCGCAGGGAGAGUGGCAUUGCCCCAAGUGCUCUAUUCGCAACAGUUUCUCUACCUUGAUCGCACACUCCAAACACCAAAAGAAGACAGAGUUCCAACUUCCUCGGGAUGUCAAGGAACAUUUCGAAGGAGUUGAUGAAGGAGUUGUGUUUGAUGAGGACUAUGCCCGGAAUUUGAAGCAUCAACGCUACUACAAGGCCGCGCCCCACCUGCCGCGGCUGACUAAAGCACCCAAGCAGGACGCCGCUAUCGUUUACGCGAAUCCCAUGCUUCUCCGAGAAUACGACAACAAGGGAGACUGCAUCCGUUGCUCCAAGUGUGGUUUUACAUCCCAAGGUACACGUCCCAUUAUUACUUGCGACUACUGUCCCUGCCGCUUCCAUCUGGAUUGUCUUGAUCCUCCCCGCGCACAUCCCCCUAACCCCAAGAUCGGGUGGAUGUGUCCUAACCAUGUCACUCCUGACGAUAUGAUUGCCACCAAGGAGAUUAAUGGCAGCAACGAGCGUACGCGCCGUGUUCGCCGAACCAAAAACAUGGCCUACAUUGACUGUGACAUCAUGCUUCCUGACGACCCAAAUCAAACUCUGUUCGACGAGGACUGGCGAGAGAAGAGAGCCCGUUUCCUCGGAGGCGAUGUCGUUCUGAACUUCAUCUCCGCUGUCAAAAAUGAUCAUCACGAGCGUGAAAAUGAGUAUGCCCGAGAUGUCGAGCGAAAGUGCUUGAAUUUGACCAAGCAACUCACCAAUGAAUACCUCAACCGUGCUGAAACCACCGGGAUGACCAACAACAUUACACAGAACGGUCUUCCCGCGGAGUUCACCCAGAAUGUUUCUUCCGCUGUUAACAGCAUGAUUGCGGGCGCUCCUGUCUCCACUCAUGAAUUCGACGCUGCCGCUGCCCUCCUCAGCAUGGCUACCAGCCAGCCUCCCCUUGCUGUCGGCGAAGGUCACAUCGCCGAAGCCGCCGCGCCUACCUCGCCCGUUGCUCAGAAGACCUUGUCCCGCAUCGAUGAGGAGUCCGUCUUGGGCUCAUCUCACGCUGCGACCUCCCGUGUUCCUGCUCCCGUCACCUCCCACCCCUCUCCCAAGGCAUCCCCCGAUGCCCAUGAUGAGGAGUCCCACCACGCGGGCUCCGAACUUCUCCCGCGGAUCCCUGUGAUCAAUCGGAACAAGCGAUCCCGCGCCGAUGACCAGGGAUCCGCGGGAGAACCGGCGCAGAAGCGCCAAUUCACCAAGUCCAAGUGA